Truncatella angustata is the source of this 1689-nucleotide messenger RNA. Its product is annotated as ferric reductase like transmembrane component. The coding region runs from base 1 to 1689 and encodes 562 amino acids. The transcript has 2 exons. Gene Ontology annotation, biological process: intracellular iron ion homeostasis; iron ion transport; copper ion import. Lineage: Eukaryota; Fungi; Ascomycota; Sordariomycetes; Amphisphaeriales; Sporocadaceae. Gene Ontology annotation, cellular component: plasma membrane. Gene Ontology annotation, molecular function: ferric-chelate reductase activity. The record is from RefSeq and is a predicted model, not a curated record.
AUGGAAAACGAAGCCUUGUGUAACUACCUUCUCUGGGUUUGUGCGAUCGUCUCGGCAUGUCUGAUUGUAUGGAGAGGCACAACGGCGUUCAUCAAGUACGUCCGUCAUGUCAGCUGUAUGAGCAACGACACGCAACGGUAUUUUGCGCAUACGUCGGGGCAGGUAUCAUGGUUCAAGAGGAAUGUUUUGUACUCGCCUAUUUUCAGCAAGCGACGUAACCGCGAGUUUCAACUAAGCAGCGCGGCCAACAUGGGCACUCUCCCCACACGAUUCCAGCUCAUUUUUUUGCUCGGGUACUUGGCCACCAAUGUGGCUUUCUGUGUCAUCGACAUUCCUUUCGAGAGCUUUACCGACGGUGGAAAGCAGUUGAGAAACCGUAGUGGUACAUUGGCGGUUGUCAACAUGAUUCCGCUUUUCAUCAUGGCAGGUAGAAACAACCCGCUCAUCAAGUGGCUUGGUAUGUCCUUCGACACUUUCAACCUUCUCCACAGAUGGUUCGGUCGCAUUGUUGCCCUAGAGGCUGUCUGCCACACGUUAGCUUACCUUGCUGUCUCGGCAAAGACCAAGGGUUGGGGUCCUGCCUUCCUGGGAAUGUUCAAGUCGCAAUUCCUUCUCUGGGGUUUCGUUGCCACUGUCGCGUUCGUCGUCAUUCUCUUCCAGGCUUCAAGCAUUUCUCGACAUGCGUUCUACGAAACCUUCAAGCUCAUGCACAUUGGCCUGGCCGCUUUGUCGAUUGCUGGCUUGUGGUAUCACUUGAAGCUGGCUGAGUUGCCUCAGAUGAAGUGGCUCCUUGCCGUUAUCCCUAUCUGGGUCUGUGAUAGAGUCGCACGUUUCCUCCGCAUCGCCUACAACAACUUUGGUAACGGUGGAACGGCCACGUUAGUCGAGGCGCUUCCAGGCGAUGCCUGCCGUGUGACUGUUACCAUGGCGCGGCCCUGGACUUUCAAGGCUGGCCAACACGCUUACUUGUACAUGCCCGCCAUCAGCUUGUGGCAAUCGCAUCCCUUUUCGCUGGCUUGGAGCGAGGAAGCCGAGGAUCUAGACUCGGAGAAAUUGGCCAUGAACCGACAAGAUGUUUUGGGGAUGCGCAAGACAACCAUGUCCUUCGUCAUCCGUGCGCGCACCGGAAUGACAAAGAACCUGUACGAGCGCGCCGCGCAACAACCCGAAGGCAGACUCUUGACCACAUGCUUUGUUGAGGGACCAUAUGGUGGACAACAUCUGAUGCAUUCAUACGGCACAGUCAUGCUGUUCGCCGGUGGUGUGGGUAUCACUCAUCAGGUUCCCCACGUUCGGGAUCUGGUUGCAGGCUACGCAAAUGGCACCGUUGCUACCCGAAAGAUCGUUCUCGUCUGGAUCAUUCAGAGCCCUGAACACUUGGAAUGGAUCCGACCGUGGAUGACUGAGAUUCUGGCCAUGGACAAGCGACGAGAAAUUCUGCGAAUCAUGCUCUUCGUUUCCAGGCCACGAUCAACAAAGGAAAUCCACAGCCCGUCCUCGACAGUGCAAAUGUUCCCUGGCCGACCCAACAUCGAUACCCUCCUCGGCAUUGAGAUGGAGCAACAAGUCGGCCACAUGGGUGUCACAGUCUGUGGGCCUGGUGCUCUGAGCGACGAAGUCCGACAGGCUGUACGCAGGCGGCAAUACCAAGGCGCUAUCGACUUUGUUGAUGAGGCGUUCACGUGGUAA